Messenger RNA from Rotaria sordida, 204 nucleotides. The record is from the annotation of a GenBank genome assembly. Lineage: Eukaryota; Metazoa; Rotifera; Eurotatoria; Philodinida; Philodinidae.
AUGAAAUCGGCUUAUCGAAAAUUGAUUGCUCUUAGCCAAAUUCUUCAACGUGUAUCUGAUGAUACAAUAGAUGAUGAAACUCCAAUGGUUACUCAUAUGGCUGAAGCUAAGGCAGCGAUAAAAAGUAAUGAAGAAGAAUUACAGCGGUUUAUUAUUCGUGAAACAUUUCAAUUGUUGGUUUCGGUCGAUCGUGUUGCAAAAUAA